AGAAAUAAAUUUCCAAAAGUGUCAUAAUUUUCCGACAAUGUCCGAUAACGCAACCUCCCAAACCGACUUUGCUCUGAAGCUCCUUGCCACCCUUCCUCACUCAGGCUCCGUAGUCCUAUCUCCACUUUCCAUCUCUCUUGGUCUGGCUCUGAUCCAUGCGGGGGCUUGUGGUUCCACCCAAAAAGAGCUUGAAGAUGUGCUCGGUGGCUCUAGGAUUUUUGAGGAAUUUUCUGGAUUGAUGGAAGCUGUUGGUGACACAGAUAACGGCGUGGAAACGAAAAUUGUGAAUCGGGUUUUUGUGAACCAAGCCUAUACCAUUCACCAGGAUUACCUUGAAACCGUUGAAAAAUUAUACAAAGCUUCGGGUGAAAGCCUCGAUUUUUCUCAGACCGAACAAGCGGCAAAGACCAUGAACACCUUUGUGGAAAAUCAUACAAAUGGAAAGAUCAAGGAUUUGAUUCCGGCGGACAGUGCCAAUAAUGCGUUUGCGUUCCUUGUGAACGCGAUGUACUUCAAAGCGGAUUGGCAGUCGAAAUUUGCAAAAGAGUCGACUACUGGCAGAGAAUUUUUCACGUCAGAAGCGGAAUCUAGACAGAUCCCAUUUCUCACGGAGCUCGACGAGCACCGAGACUACACAGAGGAUGUCUUAUUCCAAGUGUUGUCGCUAAAAUACGCGGAUCCCAAGUUCACUCUGGCAAUUUUCCUUCCCAAACAAAGAUUUGGAUUGGUUGAUGCUCUGGAGAAAAUCAAUGGAGAAUACAUCCAAAAUCUGCUCAACGACUUGAAAAGUAGCUACGUUAGCGUGCAAAUUCCCAAGUUCAAAAUCGAAAAAGAGCUAGACUUGAAGGAAACACUAGAGGCUAUCGGUAUCAAGGAGAUCUUUGCGGAAGGAGCUGACUUAUCCGGAAUCGCGGACAAGGUAUUCAUCUCGUCAGGGAUCCACAAAGCAAUCAUUGAAGUCGACGAGGAUGGGACCACAGCGGCGGCUGCGUCGGCGUUCAAGGUGCAGCUGGAAAUGAUGAUCAUGGCGGAGCCCACGCAGUUCGUUGCUGAUCACCCAUUUCUGUUUGCUGUUCUGUUUGAAAAUCAUACAUUGUUCCUUGGGGUUCAUGCUUGAUUUUUUUUGAUCGGAAUAUUUUUUGGAAGAAAUAAAGAGUUUUU
Molecule: messenger RNA, 1161 nt
Organism: Caenorhabditis elegans
Lineage: Eukaryota; Metazoa; Nematoda; Chromadorea; Rhabditida; Rhabditidae
Gene: srp-2
Product: Serpin domain-containing protein
Exons: 6
Coding region: 38-1117 (359 amino acids)
Cellular component (GO): extracellular region
Molecular function (GO): serine-type endopeptidase inhibitor activity
Source: RefSeq, marked reviewed